Messenger RNA from Meloidogyne enterolobii, 657 nucleotides. The record is from the annotation of a GenBank genome assembly. NCBI's taxonomy places the organism in Eukaryota, Metazoa, Nematoda, Chromadorea, Rhabditida, Meloidogynidae.
AUGAUAACAGAAUGUCAAAAUGUCGAACAAGGAAAAUUACUCAUUUGGUCACAUAAUAGAAAAAAGGACAUUUGGUCACAUAGUAGAAAAAUACCUAUUUGGUCACAUAGUAGAAAAAAGGACAUUUCGUCACAUAGUAGAAAAAUACCCAUUUGGUCACAUAGUAGAAAAAAAGGACAUUUCGUCACAGACAUUAAAUUAAUUUUAUUUUUAUCAGGAACAGCAUUAGACCGUUCACCAGUAUCAUUUAUCUCCUCAUCAGAACUAACAGCAAAAAAUUUUGAGGAAAACAUUGAAGAGCAUUUAUUCCCUUCGGGUCUACUUUUGUUCUCCUUCUGUGGAUUUCUGCUAGUUUUUCUCGUUGGAAUUUUUCUUUUUCGAAUAUUCAAAAGCUCUGAGAGGGAAAUGUUGUCGUCAUCACACUCUCGAGAAUUACAAAUUGUUUUGGUACCCAAAAAUAGAUUAAUUAAAAAUUCUCCAAUAUUCCCCGUGAAAGAAGAAAAUUUGGAAGAAGAACAAAAAGAAUUGUUGAAUGAACAGCAACAACCUGUGAUUAGUGGAAGGAAAUUAUUCCCCAAAAGAAUUUAUGAAAUACAAGCAGAAGAAGGGUAUUACUCUUGCCCGCCGUCUAUGAGGGCUAGUUUUGAGGCUGAUUAA